UGGGGCUAACUCUGUUCAAAAACCUUGGCCUCUUGCUGCCCAGAUGUCUUUUCUGGCUUCUGUUGUGAUUUCAAGAAAAACAAUCACUAAUGAUAUUUGGAAUGAGGAGAUGGAAGAAAAUAUGGAGCCAAGCCUCAAUAGUUCUGUACAUGACUCAGAAUUCGACUUGAGUGCCACUGUUCCUUCUGAUGAUGAAAGAGGUGUAACCGAUUUAGAAAGUUUAUCAAUAAUGACAGACAGGACAGAGGCAAUGACAGAAAGGGUCGAUUUUAGCAGAGAAGCUGCUAUGACAGGCUCCAAAACAUCUGCAUUAAAGAAUGGCGAUUCAGAAUCCAAUGUCUGCACUAAAAAGAGGAAAAAAGAUGCAACAGAUGAAAUUCUGGAUUUCAUGAGAAGUACUACCUCUGUAUUGACGGAAAAAGAUGAUGAUGAUCCCGACAGAAAUUUCUUACUGAGUAUGCUACCGGAUUUUAAAGAAUUAAGCAAAGAGGCAAAAUACAAAGCCAAAAUGGGUUUUCUGAGCUUAUUGCAUGAGUUGGGAAAAUAAAUAAAGUAGCUUCAACUCUUC
Molecule: messenger RNA, 568 nt
Organism: Stegodyphus dumicola
Lineage: Eukaryota; Metazoa; Arthropoda; Arachnida; Araneae; Eresidae
Biological process (GO): regulation of transcription by RNA polymerase II
Cellular component (GO): nucleus; transcription regulator complex
Molecular function (GO): DNA binding
Source: RefSeq, a predicted model, not a curated record